AUGGAUAGCUGUGAGAAGCUGAUAGACAGUUCGGUGGAGGACAGGCUGGGUGCAGAUGAGUGCUGGGAGAUCAUCAAGAAUCUUGACUCCACUCUUGAACGAUUUCAUUUGAGGCCCAGACUUAACAUUUCAGAUGAUUUAAAGAUUGGCUUUUAUAGCACAGAUCAUGCUACUCAAACAGAUUCCAGUGAAAUUUUGCCAUUAAAGGAGUUGAGUACAACUACAGAAAAGCUAGUGCAGGCUGUUAAAUUCAUUAAAGUGGAUUUUGGGUUCCUGAAAGACUUACUUCAAUUGCAAUUCGAGGAUCGAAUUAAAGAGGAGGCUUUUAAACUCUCCACCACUCUGAAUGACAGGAUCAUAUCAAUUGAGAAAUAUCGUAAACAGAUUGAGGAGCAGAUGAGAAAAUGCUUCCAUCAGCAGUUAGCGGAUGCCAUAGCUAUUACCAAAGGAAUGUAUGCGAAAUUUUUUGAUGUGGAAGAAGGAAAAACUUUUCUACAGGACUCAAAUGCUGUAAAAAUUAAUGUUUUGUCAAAAAAACUGAAGGAGAAAGAAAGUAUCAUUAAGGAAUUAUCAGAGAAACUAGAUGAAUAUGAAGAAAAUGAUUUUUUAAGACUUUUAAUGAACAAGGAGUCCCUUGCCAAAGUGCUCAGCUUUCCAAAAGUAUCCAUAGAAAAGGAAAAUUUGGAAUGGAAAGCGGAAAAUGAGAGACUGACUGAAAUAAUUUCAGAACUUGAAGAUGAGAUACAAUUCAGAGUGAAAGAAAAUACAGUAUUAGAAGCUGAAAUUUUAAGUCUGAAAGAGAAGGCAGAAAAGGAUCAUAAAGCCAUUCAGAGGUUAAUUGAUGGAAGAGAGAAAUUAAGAGCUGAACUUGAAAAUGAAAAAAUAUUUGUUCAAGAUAUGGUUGUGAAAGCAAUGAGGGGAAGAGAGAGCCCUUUGUUCCUAUUUCCAUCAAGGCCCCAGACACCAUCCAUGGGUAUAAUAUCUUCAAGAACAACCAUGCUUCCUAUAAGCACAUCAUUUGUUGGAAAACUAAAGCCCUUGACAAAGUCUUCAAUAGAAGAACAACUGUUGACAGAGGAAGAGACCUCUGCAGUGGCAGAACUACCUAAAGCAAAGGAACCUCAGGAAGCACAGCCUAAGGCAAAGGCAAAGCGACGAAAGGGAAGAAAAAGAUAUCCCCAGGUCACUCUGCUUUUUGAGAAAAAUGCCAGACAGCUUUCCAUAGCAGUUGUACCAUUUUACAGUCACACCAGUGGUUCUUCAGAGUUCCAGUCUUGCAGGCAGUGCAGUAAGGCACAUCACGGGCCAGGCAGCCUAGGUGCAGAACACUGCCAGACCUUUGGGCCUUCUUGGAGUUGGGCCAAUGGGGAUCUUGGACAUUGUGAGCUAGCUGGCACAGGAGAUGUGGACAAGGCUGACUGCAAUGAGGAUGUCUUGCCUACCUGUGGAGGGAAACUCAUUGGAGCUGCUGUGAAUCUGUAG
This is a messenger RNA of Elephantulus edwardii (Cape elephant shrew), 1482 nucleotides long. RefSeq names its product CDK5 regulatory subunit-associated protein 2-like. Bases 1 to 1482 code for a protein of 493 amino acids. The transcript has 10 exons. The record is from RefSeq and is a predicted model, not a curated record. NCBI's taxonomy places the organism in Eukaryota, Metazoa, Chordata, Mammalia, Macroscelidea, Macroscelididae.